Messenger RNA from Oncorhynchus mykiss (rainbow trout), 331 nucleotides. RefSeq names its product coiled-coil domain-containing protein 157. The record is from RefSeq and is a predicted model, not a curated record. NCBI's taxonomy places the organism in Eukaryota, Metazoa, Chordata, Actinopteri, Salmoniformes, Salmonidae.
CUUCCUGAAGGCACAACAACAACAAGUGCCUUGAGACAAUCCAUGAGAGAAAGAGUGCAAGAUACUAAGGUUUGUCAAUAUGACACAUCUCUUAGGACGUCAGGACUGCGUUGAAAGUCUCCGGAGAGAUUUAAUAGAUCUUCAAGGUGCUGUUCUCGAUGUCUUCUCUCGGACAGGCCCAGUUCGAUUCCCCUCCUGGAAGUUCCCAGAUAAGCUUUCAUGCAAUCUGGACCUGGUGUCGCUAUUAGAACAAUACGACUUUGUUGAUGGGGAAGAGGAAUUCAAUCAGCAUUCACAUAUUGUUUUGCUGGAGUUGGUGAUUGACAGGUAA